CAGAAGAAAAGAAGAAGCUCUUCUGUGAGCGUUAUUGGUGUAGGAGGAGCUCCAUUGAAACCUGUGAUACUCUCCUUUCAGUUUCAGAUGUUAGAGUCACAGCACCAACAACAGUCUCUCAAGCCAUGGACAUCAUAGAUCCCAUCUUGGGCAUAGCAGAGAAGCUUUACUCUCUAUGUGGUGAAGUGAAAGCCAAUAAGAAGCGCUGUCAGCGUUUGGCCCAGCGCAUAAAAGCCUUGGAAGAGCUGGUGAGAGCAGUCAAGGUGAAGGGACUGGGGCAAAAGCCUUCCCUUGUGAAGAAUGUCCUAUGCGAGCUCAAACUCACCUUGGAAAAUGCCCAGGACGUGGUUAAGAAAUAUUCCUGCGCCAGCUACCUGAAGCGCAUCCUGAAGGCCUACGACCAGGGAGAUGAUUUUGGGAGUUUAAAUGAGCGUCUGAAUGAUGCGGCUCAGGGGCUGUCGCUAGCCCUGCAGGUGGAUCAGAGUGACGAGCUACUUCAGGAGUCUCGAGAGACGACACGAUGGAGAGAGGAUGAGGCUGACAGGGAGAGUGAUCGUCUGGAGCUGCAGAAAUUGCUACUGUCUCUGGCGGAGGACACGAAGGAAAGUGUGGACACAGUGCAUGAGAAAGUGAACUCCACUGAAAAAGAUGUGAAAGACAUCAAAGCCUUGUUGGAAACCUUAAUGAAGCCCAGUAUUUUUCAUGAAGACAUCAGAGAGAUCAAGCCAGAGGAGCUGAUCUACGACGUGCCCAAAGAGCCCUUCAUAAAAAAUGACAGCUCUGAAAUAUUCAAAGGAGAGUACAACAAAUUCACAGUGGCCAUCAAAAGAUACGCCUACUCAAGUAGCACAAGCCUGCGGCAGGUGAGAAGCGUCUUUAAAAAGGAAGUGGAGACUAUGAAACGCUUUGAGUCACCAAACAUCCUGCGAAUGUUUGGGAUCUGUGUCCAGGAAGAAAGCGGACCCAAUCCAAACUUCCUCAUUGUCAUGGAGUUUUGUGAGAAGGGCAGUCUGAGAGAGGUGCUGGAUUCCCAAAGGAAGCUGCCCUGGGACAGAAAGGCUCGCAUGAGUCUGGAUGCAGCACAGGGCCUCUACAGAUUGCACCAGUCGGAGGAGAAGUUUAAAGUGCAUGGAUGCAUCAACAGCAGCAAGUUCCUGGUAGAUACCGGGUACAGAGUGAAGCUGGGAGGUUUUGAGCUGGCCAAAACCGAGACGUCAUUGAAGAGGACUAAGGACAGCAGUAGAAGCUCUUUAUGCUACAGCUCCCCUCAGCAGCUUGAGAGUAUUAAUCAUAAAUACAACAAGGAAUGUGAGAUGUACAGUUUUGGCAUUGUCCUUUGGGAGAUUGCAACCCGCGAGAUUCCCUUCAGAGACUGCUCACACAAAGAGGUGUAUGAGAGGGUGUGUCAAGACAAAUAUACUGAACCUCUUCCUGAAGACUGCCCUAAACAGUUGGGGGAACUGAUCAACGACUGUCGCUCCUAUGACAGCUUCCACAGGCCAACUGCAGGAGUGUUAGUGGACAAGCUCCGCAAAGUGGUUGAGCUGCUAGAGGAGGACUAACAAACAGAGGUUUCCAUCCCCAGAGUACUCCGAAAAGAAGAAAACCAAGAGCGGUUAUCAACCCCAGGUCAAAGGAAGACCAAUUUACUGUCUCAAAUUCUUUAUGGGAUUAAAACUUCUUCUGGAUCGGUAUCCCAUCCAUGGGACCGUUGCGCUAAUGUAGGCUAAUGCGAUGAGCAUGAGGUUGUAAGUAACAAGAACAUUUCCCAGGACAUAGACAUAUCUGAUAUUGUCAGAAAGCAUAAAUUCUUGUUAAUCUAACUGCACUGUCCAAUAUACAGUAGCUAUUACAGUGAAAUAAUACCAUGCUAUUGUUUGAGGCGAGUGCACAAUUUUGAACAAAGUUAUUAAUAAACAAAUUAGGCACAUUUGGGCAGUCUUGAUAGUUAAAUUUGAACAGAGACAAAAUGGUUCAUUGGCUCAGUCUGAAACUUUGUACAUACAAAAGUACAUACAAAAUCUAAAUUGCAUGCGAUGGCCUUUCUCUUGCAUUUCAAAGAUGAUGGUGCAAAAAAAAUAUUAUCUUUUACCAGAUCUAAUGUGUUAUUCUCCUACAUUCCUUUCACAUUUCCACAAACUUCAAAGUGUUUCCUUUCAAAUUGUAUGAAGAAUAUGCAUAUCUUUGCUUCAGUGACGGGGCUAUAGGCAGUUAGAUUUGGGUAUGUCAUUUUAGGUGAAAAUUCACUUGGAAAAACAAGAAAAAAGCAUUAUGCACACCUGCAUCUCAUCACCUGGACUUCAUUACUCCCUUUACUACUCACCCUUUUUAUAUAGUAAUCUUCUGUUAGUAGUUGUCAUGUAGUAUUGUUUAUGUUUCCAUGUCAGGUGCUUCUCUUGUUUUGUAUUGUUCAUUAUUAUUAAACUCACUAACUGCA
Molecule: messenger RNA, 2437 nt
Organism: Salvelinus fontinalis (brook trout)
Lineage: Eukaryota; Metazoa; Chordata; Actinopteri; Salmoniformes; Salmonidae
Product: mixed lineage kinase domain-like protein
Exons: 11
Coding region: 126-1562 (478 amino acids)
Biological process (GO): protein phosphorylation; cell surface receptor signaling pathway
Molecular function (GO): ATP binding; protein kinase activity
Source: RefSeq, a predicted model, not a curated record